AACUUGCAGACUAUCGUUUCAAUUCCUUGAUCUGGUUUUUUUUUAAUGCAAGAAGCUUCACUGCAGUUAGUGCCUGCUGUGUCCUCAUAUGCAUGUCUGUAUUACUCGUUUUUUCUCGAAAAGAGUAAUUUUGUGUGGAAAUCGUGAACAUUAUUUCAGAGAGUGAUUUAUCAAAAGAGAAUAAGUGUUAGAAUACUUUGAAAUAAGUGUCAAAUGAAUUAAGACACAGUAAGAAACAUGAACGCUUUACGAAACUGUACCAGGUUACUAGUCAAUAUUCCAAAAUUAAAUCUGGUCAACUACACAGCCCACAGAGGAAUCAAAAGAAGUAUAAGGCCAGUUCUGUUUGAACUGACGAGAAGGAAAAGAGCAGAAAAAAAUAAGAGGCCAGUUAUUCGUAGUAACUUUUUGGAAUGGAAUCGUGGAGCCGAAUUGUAUGCGUUCAACGUAAGACUUUCGGAAAAGUUUGACGAGGAUAUACUCGAGCAAGCCUUAACUCACAGGUCCUACGUUAUUCAGGAAGAGGAAAAACAAAAAAAAGUUGGGAUUGAGAAUCCUGAAAUUGAGUUACUUGAUAAUCGGGAACUUAUUACAGAUGGACAGAAAAUUUUGCCACGAAUAGUGGAGAGUUAUUUAAGCAAAUCUUUGCCUUACGCUCCGCAAGAUUGUAUCCUAGUAUUACGUGAUUAUCUUCUCUCUACCAAAAUGCUGGCAUCAGUCACAACCGGUAUUGGAUUAAAGGAUUUGGUUUUGAGCAGUGAAUAUCCGCUUACAGAUGAAACGCUCGCUAGAACUUUUUAUGCUGUAGUAUCCGCUUUGAUACAGAGCGCGGAUGUGCAUCACGCAAGUCUCUUUGUACGCGACAUGCUCAUUGUGGUGUUAGCUGAAAAAGAUUUACUUGAAAUUUGGUGUCCAGCUGAUCCUCUGAAUAUCCUCAAUGAAAUUCUCGAGAGAGAAGGCCAGGAGUUAGUAGAACCGAGAAUUAUCGGUCAAACGGGUAUCAGGACGAUUCAGCCUGUAUUUCAAGUGGGACUUUACACAAACAAGAAAUUUAUUAGUUCAGCUUUUGGAGAGACCAUAGAAGAAGCGCAGAAGGCUGCAGCUUUAAAAGCUCUGAGCCAAAUGUUCGGUCUAUCGGACUCGAGUCGACCACUCAAUUUCAACUUGGAAGUUAAAGACCCGGUACAAAAUGUGCCCUUAAAAUCGUGGCGCAGAUCAAAUUCGUAAAAAGUUACUUUUUUUCUAUGUAAGAGAAAUUUUUAUUACACACCAGGAAAUUCUUGAUGAAAAUACAUUAUGCAAAGUUGAAAAA
Molecule: messenger RNA, 1312 nt
Organism: Belonocnema kinseyi
Lineage: Eukaryota; Metazoa; Arthropoda; Insecta; Hymenoptera; Cynipidae
Gene: mRpL44
Product: 39S ribosomal protein L44, mitochondrial
Exons: 7
Coding region: 238-1227 (329 amino acids)
Biological process (GO): RNA processing
Molecular function (GO): ribonuclease III activity
Source: RefSeq, a predicted model, not a curated record